CAUGUUUUUAGGGACUAUUUCGGACCACGGUGCGCUCGGUUCUGCAAGCCGUCUCCCACUAAUUAUCGUCACAUUGCUUGCUCGUCGACCGGCGAGAAAAUUUGUCUCUGCAAACCACCCUUUCUAACGGUUUACCGCCUCAUCAUAGCUGGAAGGUCUUCGGGUGUAGGGCUGCGAUGUACAACGGGGGUAUUCAUACCCCUGUCACGGUCUCCCAAGCUGAGAAGGAGUCCGGAGUUUCCACCAGGAAGCCUAGCUAAGAGUAAACCAAUACCAGGAUCAGUCACUCUGCUGGUAGCAAACUAG
Angiostrongylus costaricensis is the source of this 306-nucleotide messenger RNA. The record is from the annotation of a GenBank genome assembly. NCBI's taxonomy places the organism in Eukaryota, Metazoa, Nematoda, Chromadorea, Rhabditida, Metastrongylidae.